Acaulospora morrowiae is the source of this 1317-nucleotide messenger RNA. The record is from the annotation of a GenBank genome assembly. Lineage: Eukaryota; Fungi; Glomeromycota; Glomeromycetes; Diversisporales; Acaulosporaceae.
AUGUUCGUCGCUCGAAGGUGUUCGUUGAACUUUAAUGGUCAAUCCCUUAUCAAGAGGUUUGCUUCGACUCGUUCCGAGUUACCCUCUUACAAAGUUGUGGUCGUUGGCGGAGGAGCCGGUGGUUUAGCCGUGUCGUCGACCAUUUCCGAAAUCCUUGGAAAAAAUUCUGUCGCCAUUAUCGAACCUUCCGAUGUUCAUUACUAUCAACCACAAUGGACGUUUGUCGGCGCUGGUCUCAAGACACUGGCCGAUUCUGCGAGACCCACCGAGAAAUUAAUCCCUCGGAAUGCAAAUUGGAUUAAAAACAAAGUUACGAAGGUUGAACCAGAGAAUAACUCUGUUGUUUUAGGCGAUGGAAGUAAGGUCAAGUAUGACUUUUUGGUUGUAGCUCCGGGCAUCCAGCUGAAUUGGGAUAAGGUUAAAGGCCUUCAAGAAAGCAUUGGUAAGAAUGGGGUGACGAGUAUAUAUUCUAAGGACACCGUUGAAAAAACUUGGGAUUUUCUGAAAGAGUUCAGGGGAGGAAACGCAAUCUUUACCAUGCCUAGUACUCCAAUUAAGUGUCCUGGUGCUGCAAUCAAAAUAGCAUAUCUUGCCGAGGAUCAUCUCACGAAAAACAAUUUGCGCUCCAAAUCCAAAGUUAUAUAUAACUCUGCUAUGGGUAAAAUAUUCAGCAUUGACAAAUAUGCCGACAGCUUGACGCGUAUCGCCAAAGAACGUGACAUUCAGGUUAAUCUCCUAACCGAGCUCACGGAGGUCCGCGGGGACAAGAAAGAAGCUGUUUUCAAAAAUGGCAAAACCGGCGAAGAGCAAAUUUAUAAUUUCGAUUUGUUGCAUGUCGUUCCCCCCAUGGGGCCGCCAUCAUUUAUAGCUGAUUCAAAAAUUGGUAACGCGGCCGGCUGGGUGGACGUUGAUCAAAAUACUUUGCAACACACGAAAUAUCCAAACAUCUUUUCGCUUGGAGAUGCUUCUUGUUGUCCGACCUCGAAAACUGCCGCCGCAGUCUCCGUGCAGUCGGGAGUUCUGAAGAAGAAUUUGUUGAACGCAAUCACUCAAAGUUUUGAUCCUAACAACGCGGCAAGAUAUGAUGGCUAUGCUAGUUGUCCGCUGAUUGUAGGCCGAGACCAGGUGGUCUUGGCUGAAUUCAGUGGGUACACUACAAAGCCGAUGGAAACUUUCCCAUUUGACCAAGGAAAAGAGUCAGGCUCUAUGUACUACCUCACCAAAGAGGUCAUGCCGGAAAUCUAUUGGAACCGUCUGUUAAAAGGGACAUGGGUUGGUCCGCAUAAAAUCAGAAAGUGGUUUUCAUACUUGGGAUAG